UUGGACUGUUUGCAGAUAUCGAGCUGAGCCGCAAUGAAGCCAUCGCAGCGCUGUUGGUUUGGAAGAGUUGAUGAAACUAAAUCCAGAAGAGUUGCUGCUGCGUUGGGCCAAUUUCCACCUGAAGAAAGUUGGCAUCACCCUGACAAACUUUUCGGGGGAUAUUAAGGACUCCAAGGCGUAUUUCCACCUGCUGGAGCAGAUUGCACCAGACGGCAGCAAUGAGGACGUUCCGAGAAUUGAUAUUGACAUGGCUGGACUUUAUGAGAAAGAUCUUGCAAAAAGAGCAGAGCGCAUGCUGGAACAAGCUGACUCCCUUGGCUGUCGACAGUUUGUGACGGCGACCGAUGUGGUGUCUGGAAAUGCAAAGCUCAACAUGGCCUUCGUGGCCACGCUUUUCAACAAACACCCGGCUCUCACCAAACCCGAGAACCAAGAAGGGAAUGUGAUGAGUGAGACUAGAGAGGAAAGAACUUUCAGGAACUGGAUGAAUUCUCUUGGAGUGAGUCCACAUGUUCACCACAUCUACGGAGAUCUGCAGGACGCCAUGGUCAUCCUUCAAUUGUAUGAAAAAAUUAAGGUACCAGUGGACUGGGAUAAUAGAGUCAACAUGCAUCCGUUCAGGGCAGUAGGGGGAGGACAGAUGAAAAUUCAGGAACUG
Molecule: messenger RNA, 658 nt
Organism: Nerophis lumbriciformis (worm pipefish)
Lineage: Eukaryota; Metazoa; Chordata; Actinopteri; Syngnathiformes; Syngnathidae
Source: RefSeq, a predicted model, not a curated record